ACCUGAAACUCUCUAUCUCUUUCUCCCUCUCUCUUCUUUUCUCUCACCCUCUCUUUCUCAUGUUUGGAGUCACGGCAAGGCUCGAUGACCAACUCAGCACCACAACCACCCCAACUACCAUAUACAUAGACCCACCCACCCAAGACCAGCCGAGUCACAACUCGGACCACCGUUCAAUAGAAACACUCGUUGUCGUCUUAGCUGUCAUCACCAUUUUAUCCGUCUUAGCCGGCGUGUUCGCUCGGCUUUGUGGCGGCCGCCAUUUAUCUGACGGUGGAGACCACGACAUCGAAGGUUGGGUUGAGAGAAAGUGUCGUAGCUGCAUCGAUGCCGGCGUUCCCACCGUUGCUGCCACCCCUCCACCUCCACCUCCACCGCCGCCACCGGCAGCAACGGUGGAAGAGCAGAGUAAGCCAGCAGCCGAGGAUCAAACCAAGAAGUGAAGUUAAAAGAGGGUAAAACUACAUUCUUCGAUUUAGCUAGCUUUAACAUUAUGUAAUAUCAUUAAUUUUGAGGACAUCUUCCUUUUUUUGUUAUGUACCUUAGUCUACGGACAUUGAUUUCGGAAUUUCCUCGGAUGUUUUAUGGUUUUAUUAUUUCUUUCAAAAGAAAGAAAAAAAGUAAAGUUCUUUGUCAACU
Molecule: messenger RNA, 639 nt
Organism: Arabidopsis arenosa
Lineage: Eukaryota; Viridiplantae; Streptophyta; Magnoliopsida; Brassicales; Brassicaceae
Source: the annotation of a GenBank genome assembly